Messenger RNA from Dibothriocephalus latus, 834 nucleotides. The record is from the annotation of a GenBank genome assembly. NCBI's taxonomy places the organism in Eukaryota, Metazoa, Platyhelminthes, Cestoda, Diphyllobothriidea, Diphyllobothriidae.
UUGUUUACCUUUCCAUUUAGGAAGGUUCAGAAAGUGCUUCUAGACUCGUCGCGUGAUUCAAACAGCCCCUUCCUCGGCCUUGCAUUCAAACUAGAGGCCAGCCGCUACGGUCAGCUGACCUACACCCGUGUCUACCAGGGCUGUCUGAAGCGCGGUGAUAGUCUGAAGAACACGCGUACAGGCAGACGCCUGCGUGUUCCUCGGCUCGGUCGCAUGAACGUGGACACCUUCGAGGACCUGGAGGCGGUCUACGCGGGUGACAUUGCGGCCCUCUUCGGUGUCGACUGCUCCUCCGGGGACACCCUGGUGGCCGUCAAUUCCCCUAUGGAAAAGUGCUCAAUGGAAUCAAUGUUCAUUCCCGAGUCAGUCGUUUCCAUGUCCAUCACACCGGUGGACAAACACAACGUCGAUGCCUUCAGCAAAGGUCUUGCCCGCUUCACAAAAGAAGACCCAACUUUCCGGUUGAAACAUGAUGUUGAGAGUGGACAGGCCCUUGUCUCCGGCAUGGGUGAACUUCAUCUGGAAAUCUAUGCUCAGCGUUUGGCCCGCGAGUACAAUGCACCCUGUAUUCUUGGCAAGCCGAAGGUAGCUUUCCGUGAGACCCUUCUGGAACCAGUAGAGUUUGACUACUUGCACAAAAAACAGUCGGGUGGUGCCGGCCAAUUUGGCCGUGUUACCGGCAUCCUCGAGCCCCUACCGGCGGAGAUGAAUACUCAAGUACAGUUCUCAGACGAGACCGUGGGCACCAACAUUCCCAAAAACUACGUCCCCGCCAUUGAGACCGGGUUCCGCAAUAUCUGCGAAAAAGGCGGUUGUUUGUGUGGUGCCAAGGUG